Molecule: messenger RNA, 1011 nt
Organism: Ichthyophthirius multifiliis
Lineage: Eukaryota; Ciliophora; Oligohymenophorea; Hymenostomatida
Exons: 1
Source: RefSeq, a predicted model, not a curated record
AUGAUCCUAAUUUAUCACCUAGUGAAAAAAAUUCAUUAAAAGAAACUAAUUAUGGAAUAAAUUUAAAUUGGUAAUGUAUAAGUCUAAGUACAGGAGAUAAUUGUAGUGAUUCAUAAAAUAAUUUAAUUGUUUCACCAAUCACAUAAAACUUGUAAAUUAAAAUAUAAAAGAAUAUCUUACAGAAUUUUUAAUAAUAUAAAUUUAAACUAUAAGGAACAAAAAAUGGAAUAACCGUUUUUGAUUAAACAAUAAUAUCAAUGGUUGAUUAUGAUGUUCCCCCUGUUUAUACUAAUAUUUCUAUUAAUAACUCUUAAAAUAGAAUAAAUUUAAACUAAGAAAUAUUAACUUAAUUUGAUUAUCAAUGGAUUACAAAUGUUGAUAACUUAAUAAUUACAGGAGUUAUUUUAUAUUAGAAUUAGUAAAAGAAUAUAAUAUCAAUAAACCAUAAAUAAUUUAGAUUUUGUGUUUGGGAAUUAUUUUUCGACUUUUUAAGAGAAAAUUAAAAUUAAUUUGAAUUAAAAUUUUCAAUUAGAAAAAUAAAUUUUAUAGUACCUACAUUCAUUUCUUAUACUUUAAACGCUAAUAUACCUCCGUAAGAAUGCACUUUUGAUUAAACUACAGGUUUUAAAGUUUAAAAUCUGUAGGAUAAAUAAAUUCUUUAAAUAAACGGAUGUAUUGAUUUUGAUUAACCUCUAUCUUAUUCUUUCUAUUUUUAUAAAAAUUAAGAUGAUUAUAAUAAAGAAAUAAAAAAUGCCUAAUAUAUUAAUAGGCAUUUGUUGUCUGAUUUGUCACCAAAGAAUAAUAUCGAAACUGUCUUACCUUAUGGCGUUUCUUUAAUUAUGGGAGUAAUAUAAGAUUCAAGAGGAGGAAUAAGAAAUAUAACCUAAUAAAUUACAGUAAGUUAAUAUGAUGUUUAAGAUAGUUCUUCAUAUUAUAAAUUUAUAAAUAAUUGGUUUGAUUAAACAAAAUAAACUUAUUUAAAUGAAAAUAAAGUUAUUAAUUAUAAUAUGA